Messenger RNA from Hibiscus syriacus, 993 nucleotides. Its product is annotated as glucosidase 2 subunit beta. Gene Ontology annotation, cellular component: glucosidase II complex. Bases 136 to 765 code for a protein of 209 amino acids. The transcript is spliced from 5 exons. NCBI's taxonomy places the organism in Eukaryota, Viridiplantae, Streptophyta, Magnoliopsida, Malvales, Malvaceae. The record is from RefSeq and is a predicted model, not a curated record. Gene Ontology annotation, biological process: N-glycan processing. Gene Ontology annotation, molecular function: protein binding.
ACCAGGCGAUACUGGAUGGCUUUGACUCUUGCGUCAAGUCAUGGCUGAAGACUUAGGCAAUUGAGGGUACAAAUAAUUCCCGUAAACCAUAUCCUUGCAUUUCAGAGAAAAAAAAUAGAAGAAAGGGAAAAGUAAAUGGAGGCAUGGAGUUGGCUAUGUUUGAAACGCUGUUUCACGGUUUGUUUUGCUGCCAUCUCCUUUCUUGUCGUGCUUGUUUCUUCUUCUUCUGUUCGUUCUAAUUCUCUUCCCCUCGGAAUUCACCCAUUAGAUGCCAAGUAUUUUGCUGCGGAGGUUAUCAAGUGUAAGGAUGGUUCCAAAUCAUUUACCAGAGAUCGUCUUAACGACAACUUCUGUGACUGCUUUGACGGCACUGACGAGCCUGGGACUUCAGCUUGCCCUGCAGGCAAAUUUUAUUGUAGGAAUGUAGGAAGUAUACCUCGAUUCAUUUUUUCUUCUCGAGUUAAUGAUCGUUUUUGCGAUUGCUGUGACGGAAGCGAUGAACAUGAUGGUGGCAUCAUAUGUCCCAAUACAUGCAUCAUGGGUGGUAAUGUCGAGUACAAAACUGAAAAUUAUAUUUCUACAACUACUUAUAUGGAUGCUACUAAAACGAAGGAAGUGAAGAGUGGGAUUAAUUUAGAAGAUUUGAUCCAGACAGUUGCAGGUUUGAAGAUGAUAACAGUGGCGGAAGUGGUUGUUGGUGGUUUUCUGGUUAUUAAAUGGAUAUUGUAUAAGCGUGUCAAGUCUAGGAGAAGGCAUCAUAGAUGAAGGAAUCUGAUCCAAAUCCAAUUCUUCUACUUCCAUUUUGUUUAAUAUAUUAGAACGGAUGCAUGUUGAGGAAGCCGUCUGUUUCUGACGUUGGUGCAUUAAAUUGCAUCAACUUCAGCUCGUUGCGAACCUUACAACAGAGAUUGUUCUUGGUGCACCGAUAGAUAUUCGGACAUGUAUAUAAAUCCUUCAUAGACCUUGCAAAAUAUAUGGAAAAUUUUCACUAAA